AUAUAUAUUACCUGAUAAAAGUUCUUUCUGCUCAACAAAUUCCCAUCCAAGUUUACACUGCAUCACUGUUUUUUCAACCUGAACCACUAAAAUUUAGUAUACACUGUUUCUAAGGUUUGUUUAGAAUCUAUGCUGAGACAUAGAUAGGCCAAAAUGGUCUCUGCCAGCGAAAAGAUGCGAUAAUCACUUCAGCUUUGAGAAUCAAAGCCCUGUCCUCUCGCCCCGAUAAAUGAAAAUAAAUUGAACAACGGUCUAUCUUGCAAGGAAACAGGAUGUUCUUCGGUAAUGUGGAUUCUUCCCUGCUGUCGUCUUCAUUGAUAUGAUGAACACAUGACAGCAAAGUGGGGUACUAUGAAAAGCAAACUCAAUGUGCAGGAUUGUUGAGGGAGACGUGGAGGCUUUACUGGAUGUCAACCUCAUUCGCAGCUAUAGCCGGAGGUGCUGGAGGGGUGUUAGCAGUAUUGGCAGUAGUCAUUGGCUUUGUGUGGUUUUGCAUGAUGCAGCGGAAAAACUUAAACAAGAAUUCAGAUACAGGUUCUUCAGAUCCAUCCACAGUAGUGGAGUUGAAAAGAGGAGGAGCUAGUUCAUCUGCAGCACCACCUCUAUCUGGGCCACACGGCGCAAGGCAGUUCACAAUGGAAGAAUUGGAGCAAGCUACCAAGCAUUUUGAUGAAAGCACACUAAUUGGAUAUGGAAGUUUCGGUCUGGUUUAUACAGGAUUCCUUGGUGAUGGGACUGUUGUGGCCAUCAAACGGCGUACUGGUGUCCCUCGACAAGAACUAAUUGAAGAGGUAGCUUACUUGUCAGGAAUUCAGCAUCGUAACCUGGUUACUCUUCUAGGCUACUGCCAGGAAAGUGGAUAUCAAAUGUUAGUUUUUGAACAUGUACCCAAUGGCAGCAUGUGCAAUCAUUUAUAUGAUACCGGAAAUGAUUUGACAACAAAACUAGAGUUCAGGAAAAGGAUCUCCAUAGCUCUUGGGGCAGCUAAAGGGUUAUGCCAUUUGCAUAGCCAAAGAUCUCCCAUUGUACAUGGUAACUUCAAAACAGCAAAUGUCCUGGUUGAUGGAAGCUUCAAUGCUAAAGUUGCAGAUGCAGGGGUUUCCAGACUACUCCAAAGAGUAGAAGAUGCAGGUCCAUCUCGCAUGACCAGUGUCAAUGUUUUCCAAGAUCCAGAGGUAGGCCAUACGAGGAUAUUCUCUGAAAUGAGCGACGUGUACAGCUUUGGGGUAUUCCUAUUGGAACUUCUAACAGGAAGGGAGGCUUUACAUAUUGACAGCUUUGGAUCUAAUGAAAGUAUACUUCAAUGGGUUGAAACGCAUUUGGAUUCAAAUGAUUGUGUGGACUGUCGGCUGAUUGGGAGCUUCACCAGUGAGGGAAUGAAAGAUUUUAUAAGGCUGACACUUCGAUGCAUGAGUUUUCCAGGAAAAAGAAGACCAAAGAUGGAAAUGGUAGUGUCAGAGCUUGACCAGAUCCAAGAGAAAGAGAUCAAUCUCACAGUCAUGGGUGAGAGUAUCGAAACAUUUAAACUUGGAAGCGAGCUAUUUACUUCAAAAUAAGAAAAAAUAUAGAGAAGAAGAACUGUCGGUGCUGACGAUUUGAGAAAGCUUAAGCAAAUCCGUACAAGCAACUAGCAGCUAGCAAACUAGCUUUAGCAUAUUUUUCUUUCUUUCUUUUUUGUUUUACCCCAGUAUUUGUUGAGGAAAAAAAAGAAGCAACUCAAAUUAUGAAAACAGGUGGGAUGUAAGUUAUGAUCUUGUUUUUCUGUAAUGAGAUGAACUAACAUUCUUAUAUUCUAGAUGGAUAGUUCAGUAACAAUAAUGACUGCCGGUCCUGAA
Molecule: messenger RNA, 1835 nt
Organism: Cornus florida
Lineage: Eukaryota; Viridiplantae; Streptophyta; Magnoliopsida; Cornales; Cornaceae
Product: probable serine/threonine-protein kinase PBL3
Exons: 8
Coding region: 408-1556 (382 amino acids)
Biological process (GO): protein phosphorylation
Molecular function (GO): protein kinase activity; ATP binding
Source: RefSeq, a predicted model, not a curated record